Molecule: messenger RNA, 1416 nt
Organism: Ostreococcus tauri
Lineage: Eukaryota; Viridiplantae; Chlorophyta; Mamiellophyceae; Mamiellales; Bathycoccaceae
Product: Kelch-type beta propeller
Exons: 1
Coding region: 1-1416 (471 amino acids)
Molecular function (GO): protein binding
Source: RefSeq, a predicted model, not a curated record
AUGCGCUGGGUCGCCUGUCGAGGAAGCUCGGGAACCGAACCGCCCUCACCGCGGUUCGGACACACCGCGACGACGCUCAAUCGCGGGCGGUACGUCGUCGUGUUCGGUGGAUUGUCCCGAGCGAGCGAUUCGACAUCGGGCGGUGCGCUGAACGACGUCGUCGUUCUGGACGUCUUACACGACGCCUGGUUCCGACCGGUCGCGCGUGAUGCCGCGCACCAACCGCCGCCGAGGGCGUUUCACUGCGCGUGCGCGACGAGCGCGACGACGAUGACGAUCGCGUGCGGACGGGACGGACGGGAGCAGCGAGGCGACGCGUGGACGCUCGAUUCGGAGACGUGGACGUGGACGGUUUUAACGCAGGCGAGGACGACGGCGAGGGAUUUCGCGUGUUGUGCGCCCGUAGGGGAUGGAUCGAUGGUGAUGUUCGGUGGAUUCGAUGGGAAGAAGUGGUUGGGAGAGGUGGAGACGCUGGACGCGAGACGCGGCGCAGAGGCGAGAUGGAGGACGGAACGCGUGCGACCGGCGAAAUUAGAGGCGAUCGAGGCCAUAGUGGCCACGGCGAGUGGUAAAACAGCGCCAGAGGCGCGAAGCGGAAGCGCGAUGGUGAAGUAUGGACCGAACGUGCUCGUGUUCGGUGGGCAGGGGGCGAACGGGGGCGCGUUCAACGACACGUGGUGCCUGAAACGCGAGCGCGACGAAAACGGAGAACCGGACGGGUGGAGUUGGGUAAAACUCGUCCUGCGUGGCUCACCCCCGAACGCGAGAGCGGGUCAUGCGAUGUCAGUGAUGUCGACGACGUCGACGAGCGGGCAGACGCCGAGUAUUGUCGUCACCGGGGGCGUCGGGGACGACGGAUGGUUGGUCAAGGAGCGGUGUUACUACGACGACGCGCACUUUUUGGAUGGUGAUAACGCGCGAUGGCAAAAGCUCUCCUUUAGCGGCGAAGGAAAUGGUCCGAGCUCGCGGGCGUAUCACACGCUCACGCACGUGAGUCAAAACAAGUGUUUAUUCUUUGGAGGAUUCAACGGAGCGAACGCGUGCAACGACAGUUGGUGGCUCACCGUGGACGACAUGGAGUACUUGGACAUUUCGCUUGAGGCUCGACCGUCGCCACGUGCGCUCGUGAACGCGUUGCGAGACAGAUUAAAAACCGAAAGUUCGGUGAACGUGUUCGCCGGGAACGACGCGGCGUUUCGCCAACACUUGUCAGCGUGCGACGUGGAGGAUGUCAAAAUCGGCGAUGUCCCUGGCUUGAUGCGCGAGUACGCGUUGGCGACCGCCGCGCUCGGCCUCCCGGGAAGUCGACAGGACGCGCAGGGUAGGUUCCGACACAGAGACUCUGCGGAUAUAACGCUCCGCGAUCUCGGAUCGGCGCUCACUGAGUUACAGAGCGCGUACAUCGCAAACGCGUAA